GUGCAAAGCAAUGACGUGUCUGUCUGUAUCAGUGGGUGAGCGGUGACUGGGCUUCCUCUCAGAAAGCUGAGCUUGCUUUGGGUUCUGUCGACCAGGCAAAGACAAAAAGAUGCGUGUAAUUGGAGCGGUUCUGGCUCUUUGUCUGAGUCUCUGUGCUGCUGAGACCUGCACAGACCCGGUCAUCUCCACCUCAUCGUACACAACAGCUGAUGCGGUCAUCUCCUCUGAGACGGUCUUCAUUGUUGAGCUGAGCCUGGCCUGUGGAAACGGAGCACAGAGUGUUGCCCUUUAUGCAGAUGUCAAUGGCAAACAGUUUCCUGUGACCAGAGGCCAGGAUGUUGGAAAAUAUCAGGUUUCCUGGAGCAUUGCCCACACACAGGCCAGUUCCGGCACAUAUCAAGUGAAGUUCUUUGAUGAGGAGUCCUACAGCGCCCUGCGCAAGGCACAAAGAAAUAAUGAAGAUGUUGAAGCCAUUAAACCCCUGUUUACUGUUAAUGUAGAUCACAGGGGGGCAUGGAGUGGUCCUUGGGUGUCCACUGAGGUCUUUGCUGCUGUCGUUGGCAUUAUUUUGUAUUACCUGGCCUACAGCACUAAAAGCUCAAUUCAGGCAUAAGUAUCUCAAGAUGCUUAUUUGUUAAAUAGAUAAAAAAAGCAGUAUGUUCUGGGCAGAGUUCGCACAUUGGAGUGGGCAGUUUGCUCAAACCUGAUUGCAAUGUUACUGCUACUAUUAGAUUUGCUACGGUGCCGAUUAUGUGUGGUCACAUUCUGGUGUUUGGAAUGUCUACAAAUCAAUGAAAUUCAUUGAAUAAAAUCAACAUUUUUAACCCGGA
Molecule: messenger RNA, 830 nt
Organism: Pygocentrus nattereri (red-bellied piranha)
Lineage: Eukaryota; Metazoa; Chordata; Actinopteri; Characiformes; Serrasalmidae
Gene: ssr4
Product: signal sequence receptor, delta
Exons: 6
Coding region: 110-613 (167 amino acids)
Cellular component (GO): membrane; endomembrane system; endoplasmic reticulum
Source: RefSeq, a predicted model, not a curated record